AUGGCACCAAAAAGCGGUUACAGGAAAAUCUCCAGUGAUGACGAUAAUGAAGUCAGUUUUGCAUCUUCACUUUUUUUCCAUUGGAUGAACGGAGUCUUUAAAAAGGGCAGUCAAAGACCUUUGGAUCAAAAUGAUUUUUUACCCUUGUCAGAUGAAAACUCUGGGCGUUUUGUCACCGAAAAGCUUCAAACAAGCUGGGAAAGCGAGAAAAAUCACUGCAAAAUAAAUGGGAAAAGGCCCAAACUUUGGAAAAGUGUGUUUGAUAUGCUUUCUAUCAAAGAUCUUAUCAUCAUUAUGACGGGGAACAUAUGGUAUUCAUUAAGUUGCCUUCUCUUUCCUCUGUUUCUCGGGUAUCUUGUCUCUAGUCUUAUGUCAGCUGAAGCAGAGAAUACUUACAUGAUCUACGCCUGCGCAUUAGCUUUGUGUCUCAAUGGUUUUAUCGGUGGUCUUGUUGCGCACCAGCAAGACUACAGAUGUGAAGUGUUGGGGAUCAAAAUAGGCAGCGCCCUGAAGGGACUGGUGUACCACAAGGUAGGCACGAUCUUUAAGAGUAUUAUAUGCUUAUUAAAAGAAUUUAUUUCCUCAAGAAACCUUAACCGAUUGCAAUCAACCCAAGCUAUCGGGAGACCCAGAAGGAGAGGUUCAUUGAACAUUAAAACUGGUUGCUGCUUCUGCGAGAGAACUCAGUAAAACUCAAGCAAUCCUGCCCACCAACGACCAAACAAAGUAACAGACAGUAACCUCAGUCAGUAGUUAACGGAGAAGUAUGCUCCAGAAACCGUUAAUUUUUUUACUCCAGCAGUGAAAAGUAUCUUCAGAAUAUUGACGUCUUGUGACUUUUGAGCCUUCAAAGACCAACCUAGUCAUUCGAAAAAAUUCAAAUGCGCCGAUCAUUCGCCAUGGUCUCCUUCGCCAAAAUUAAAAAAAGUUUCUUAUAUGGCUAUAACUUAACAUUAUUUUGAGUCAAGAAUGCCUUUUUGUGUAGCUCCUUCUUGUUCAAGUGGAUCACUUCAAGAUGGAAGAUAAAUGUUUCUUUCGUACGUCACAAGUAAACGACCGCUCCGCUGAGCGAUCAUCAAAAUGGCGCUUGAGUUGUCGCAUUUCUGACAUAGUUAAAUAUGAUUUGGUAAAGGUUCAAUAAUUCUCGUCUCGAAAGGCAGUAAUGGAUAUCUUUUGAGGCGGAGCUUAAAAUCUUACAGGUUUUGGAACAAACUUCCCCUUUAAUGUCUAAUCUGUACUCUCUUUUAGAUGCUUCUUCUCAGCAAGCAGACGUUACUGAAAUUCACUGCAGGACGCUUUUUUGACCUGAUAUCCAAUGAUGUUAAAAGAAUGGAAGAAGAGACAGUCAAGGUUUUUUUCUCAGCCGUUUCCGCGGUUCCUGCUUUUGCAGGGGCAAUAUUCCUUAUCUACAAUUUGAUUGGUUGGCAGGCUGUUACGGGUAUGUUCCUCCUGUGUAUUCUCAUGCCAUACUUUGCCGUCUUGUCCAAUGCUAAUGCUAAGCUGCGCUUGCGCACAGCCACAGUGUCCGAUCAGCGAAUCUCCCAAAUAAAUCAAGUAGUUUCCGGGAUCCGCGCGGUCAAAACGCAUGCGUGGGAGGACGAAUAUGGACGAAAGAUAAAACAUGUAAGAAGGUAAGGUAAAUUAUCAUUUUUAAUCAGAAGUAGGCUUAAACAACUAGCUUCAUUCAUUCCCGUUUUGGCGCAAAUUAUUCAAAACUCGGAAAUAGAUAACCACGAAUCUGUUUUGUCUCCACAGAGAGCUUUAUCAGCCGGCAGUUUAAACCUCCCCUCCCCCCCGAAAAACAAAGCUUUACUACUUUGACGGCUGUAUGAGCCAAUCAGAAUACCUCUUUUCACAAAGAAUAAGUGUCUCAUGUAACCCAUAUUAUAAGUGGAGGACUGACCGGUCAGUUAAAAAAUAUCAGUAUAUACUAAGUAGAUAGAGUUAAAAGAGCGCUCUAACUGGUUACUCAAACCCCGAAUGUCCUUUGCAAUUUAUCUUCGGACGACUCGUGCGGGAGUUGCGCUCGAAAAAUAUUGUAAUCGUUUUUACCGUUGUGUCGGUAAAAGGGGGCGGAUAUCACCUCCACUUCGGAGAAAAAUAGUUUAUUAUAAUAAUUUCAUUGAGUCUAACUUGUCUUCAGUGGGUAUUAUUUUCAUUGGGUCUCAAGAGACGCACUUUCACGGAGAAUUGUACGAUGAAGAAGGGUGCGCUUACCGCCCACUCACCUCGUUGAUAUUUCAAAUUGGAGAGAACACUGACCACGAGUUGGUUCGACAGAAUGCUCACAUAACUUAUGAUAACCUUUUAUCUUCAGAAAUGAAAUCAGCGUCAUUUCCAAGAGGUCAGCCAUUCAGUCAAGUAUCGCUGCCUUGUCAUACAGUGCAACGCCACUGGCCGCUCUGGUGUCAGUAAUUACUAUGGUGCUUACAGGCCAGACCCUCACGCCCGCCAAUGUUUUCAUGUUGCUGUCGUUUAUGAGUGUUUUAAAAUUUAAUGGCAGGUUGAAUAUGAUAAAUGGUUUAAUGUUAACUUAUGACGCCUAUGUUUCGCUCGGAAGAUUUGAAGAAUUCCUUCUUUUGGAAAAUCUGUUGGAAGCCUCGGAGAGUGAUGAAAGCAACAAGCCCCAACAAGAAACGAAAAGUACCGCAACUUACCAAAGUCGCAGUUACUUGAAAAAAGAAGCGGGAAAUAUGGAGAAUGUCUCCCUUUCUCGUGAAGCAGCAGAAUUAGGGCCUACUAAUCUAAGUGUUACAAAUUUAACCUAUGCAAAAACGCAUCGUGAAGAUGAAUUUAUUCUUCAGGAUAUCCACUUCUUUGCACCUUCAAAGAGUUUAACAGUCAUCACUGGCCCGGUUGGAAGUGGUAAGUCUACUCUGCUCUCAGCGAUCGCUGGUGAAAUUUCGAACGCCAGUGGGACGAUUGAUUAUCAAGGUUCUGUUAUUUACUUGCCUCAGACUGCUUGGGUGUUCUCGGGAACGAUAGAAGAAAAUAUUCUGUUUGGUCAACCCUUCGAGGAGUCUAAGUACGAAAGAAUAAUCGACGUCUGCGCUCUGAAAGAAGACUUUCAGCGGUUACCUGAUGGUGACCAAACAGUUGUUGGAGAACGCGGCGAGGUUCUGAGUGGAGGACAACAGGCGAGAGUAAGUUUAGCUCGUGCAGUUUAUGCUGACGGAGAUAUUUAUCUAUUGGAUGAUCCACUGAGUGCUGUCGAUUUUAAAGUUGGCCAACACAUCUUCAACAAAUGCAUCAAAAAUUUGCUAAGCGAUAAAAUCGUUCUUUUAGCCUCUCAUCAGCAACAGCACAUGGAAAAUGCUGAUGAAGUGAUUGCGUUGUACAAAGGGAAUGUCCUCGACAAGGGACGCUUUACUGAACUGCAUGAAAAAGGUGUAAUCAGUUCAACUGUUGACCCGCUCUAUAAAGCAGCUCCGAAGGACAAAACGGACUCAUCUGAGACGUUCGGUUGGGAAGAUAAGGAGGAUUACGAAGAUGCUGAAAAAUGCCAGAAAAUACAUCCUUUGCCCAAUGAAGCGAGGAGUUUAAAGAUAGCAAAGGAGGAUCGUGCAAUCGGAGUUGUGACAUCCAAGCUUUAUUGGGACUAUUUCAGAAGUGGAGCACAUCCUUUGAUGAUAACUGGAAUGAUUGGUUUUAGUCUCAUCACUCAAGGUAAACUUAUUGUUAGACUAAGUUACAAACUUUGGGUCAGGCUCAUAAAGGAAAUACAGCAACCUUUUAUAUUUUUUUUUCUAUUUCUUUUAUUCUAUUUCGUGCAAAUGAUUUCACUAUGACUAUGCUUUUAACCAGCAAUACGCGUUGGUUUUAGAUUAGACGGUAGAGUUAAGAGACACUGCACAAAUUGUUUUCACCAUGUUCCCAAUAUUUCACUUGCUUGUACAAGCGCGAGACAAGCGCUAGUCGAACGUGAAUGGCGAGUCACGCACGCGAAAGGAAGAGCUGGUGUCUUGCUCUCGCGUUUGCCUUGCACUUGCCCCACUCGCCUGAAAACGGCUAAAAAACCACUCGUUCUACAAACUAACUUUCUGAGACCAAAUGCAGUUUUCUAACAAUAUUUAUGUGUAACAUGGUUGACUGCUUCAUCUAUUCUGUGACAUUAUGGUGCUUACAUAAACAUCCCCAAGAUACUAACGGUAGUAGGUAACCCAAGCGAGUUGUGUCUAGGCCCACUAAAUCUUACAACGUUCAAUUGAAUGAUCGUAUAGAAAUACAUUUCAACCACCACAUCUUAAUGCUGUCUCUUUCAGCCAUCAUAGCUGCUCCAGACUUGUGGCUCUCGUUUCUUGCAAGGCUAAACCCAGAUGAUCAGAAUAACAAGACUUAUCUAUCCGUCUUCGCCUGUCUGGUUGGCGCGUGUUUUAUAUUUACUAUCGUUCGGGCUUAUGGAUUCCUCCUAGUUUCUCUAAAGUGCGCCGAGCGUCUACACGAUAAAAUGGUUGUGGCCAUUUUACGAGCUCCUGUCCUGUUCUUUGAUUCAAAUCCAGUAGGAAGAAUCCUAAAUCGCUUCUCCAAUGAUAUUGGCUGCGUAGAUGAGUUGUUACCCAAAACGUUCCUGGAAGCAAUGCAGAUGCUCUUGGUCAUAUUUGUCCAAAUUCUGGUAACAGUUUCCACAAAUGUUUGGCUGAUGUUUCUUGUUGUUCCAAUUUCCGUGUGGGUGGUUUUUCUAUCCAAUUAUUACUUGAAGACUGCCAGAGAACUAAAGAGGUUAGAGUCGAUAUCCCGAAGCCCAGUGUUCGCUCAUUUUUCGGAGACCCUGAUAGGACUGGACACGAUUCGUACAAGAGGAAGACAGAGAGAUUUUGUGGAUGCACUUUACAGGUAUGUUAGAGACAUCGAUCCAGCGUGUGAUAUCAGAGUCAAUAAAUGCACAGGGAACAAAUGAGUUUUAAUUUACACCAUCUCCACCCAAAAUUACCCCGCAAUUUUCUCUGAACGAUAUAUUUUUUUAUUUACCGGCGAUACACGCAACUGUAUCACGCUUCUUUUUCAAUCCUUUCUGGUACUUGCUGAGACACUGGUCAGCAAGUGGACUUUUCCAUAUACAAGGUACCUUCGCGAAAUGAAGCUAUCCGAAAUAGGCACGAAGGGCAUUACCCGUGGUAAGACCACAGUAAUUUCUCUCUAUUGUUUUCGUUCUUCUCAUGGGAUUUUAACAGACCCUUAAUACGAACGGUCAGUCAAUAUUUGGAAAAAUAUCCAUAUUGUUAACAAAUUGGGCUCUAAAGGCUCUCCCUUUAUCUUGACGAGUAGAGCAUACCUAAGACUGAGAUGUGGUUACGGAAGCGAUCAUUUGGACAUUUAGCUAGAAGACAUUUAGCUUUGAUAGGAUGGGGGUCGGGUGGAAUUUGCUGAAGGGCUUCAUUACAUUGUCAGGCCAAAGGAGACACUGGUCUAAGUCUAAUGUGCAAUUUAAUAACAACAAACCGAUCAGAACAAAAGAAAAGAUCACAAGUAGAGAAAGAGGUCUUAAAAACAAGGAGACGACUUUGAGCGCGGAUAAACGCACACGACCAAUAGGCGGUUGGUUUUGCGCAAGUUUGCUGGACCAAUCACGAAGCAAAAUAAUACAAAGCUUAUAAAAUGCGAUUUAUUUUCGACAGUAAACUGAAAAAUCACUCCAUUAUUAAAACUUAUUGUGAUAAACACUCGUCCCUUCAGACAUCAAGAUGUUCAUAAUCAGGCGUACAUUAUGGUGAUGGCCAGCGGUAGGUGGCUCGGUGCACGUUUGGAUUGUUUCGCUUCCUUGUUAGUCGGUGCAGUUGCUCUGGCUGCAAUCUUGGUAUCUCAAGAUGCCGGUAAGCUCAUUCUUAGUAACGUUUUAGUCUUUCUGUGUAAAACAAUAAUCUGUAUGGUCGUGUAUUAACACAGCAUGAACAACUGAAUAAUACAAUAAGUGUGAAAAUACGUGCACUCUCAUUAUAAGCGGGUGACUGCCUGGACCCAGCUAGGUAACCUAGCCUUUUUAGGGUUUACACGUAUAUGUCCGAGUAAUCGGAAGAAAACUGGUAUUGAGUUUCUAAAAUAAAGUUCCAAUUUUUUUCCAGCUUAUGCUGGUCUCGCUCUCGUUUACGUCAUCCAAACUCUGAGCUCGACUCAAUACGCUGUUAGGAAAACCUCUGAAGUGGAAAGCUACAUGACGUCAGUUGAGCGAGUUAUGACCUACACCAAACUUGACCGGGAGCCCGGAUACGAGGAAGAACGAACACCCCCACAAGACUGGCCUCGGAGAGGAAGUAUUGUGUUGAGAAAUGUAUCACUGACCUACUAUCCGGGGGGACCUCAAGUGCUGAAGAACAUCAAUCUUAGCAUCAAAGGAGGAGAUAAGAUCGGAGUUGUCGGCCGUUCGGGAGCUGGGAAGUCAUCUUUUGUAGCAGCUCUUAUGCGCAUGCCUGAUGCUGAUGGAGAGAUAAUCGUUGACAAUGUUCCUAUUAAAGAGAUAGGCCUCCAACAAGCCCGGCGAGGUAUCUCGGUUCUUGGCCAAAGUCCUGUUCUUUUUAGUGGAUCACUCAGAAAAAAUCUCGACAUUUUAGACAAGUUUCAAGACGCUGAAUUAUGGCAGGCUUUAGAGGAUGUGCAACUGAAAGAUUUUGUUGAGACACUUGAGGCUAAGCUGGAUCACGAACUGCUGGAACAUGGCGCUAAUGUCAGUGUUGGAGAGCGGCAGUUAAUUUGCUUGGCUCGUGUGCUGCUACAGCGAAGUAAAAUUGUCGUCUUGGACGAGCCAACUGCGCAUGUAGACCCAGACACAGAGCAGACGAUUUGGAAUGUAGUGCGGAACAAUCUGAAGGGGUCCACUGUCAUCACUAUAGCUCACCAUUUGAACACAAUAAAAGACUGCAAGAAGAUUUUGGUCUUGAAAGAUGGACAAGUUAAAGCAUUUGACAAUUUUGAUUCAGUAGUGAACAAUGAGCUAGAAGCUGCCUAA
This is a messenger RNA of Pocillopora meandrina, 6940 nucleotides long. The record is from the annotation of a GenBank genome assembly. Lineage: Eukaryota; Metazoa; Cnidaria; Anthozoa; Scleractinia; Pocilloporidae.